CAGCCCUACAAAACAUUUUGUUUACACGCGUUCAAACGUCAAAGAGAAGGGUGAUUUCUAAUCCAAUUGACAUUUGCAGAGUAUUCCUUGCUUGCCAUUCGAGCAAUUUCUAGCUUUAUAAGAAGUUUGGGAAACUUCUCCUAAGAAAAUUGGAGAGAGUCGACCAUGGCGUUGAGAAGUGGGGCACGAUACAUCUCUCGGAGGCUGUCUUCGGGGGGAAAAAUCCUCAGCGAAGAGGAGAAAGCAGCUGAAAAUGUGUACAUUAAGAAAAUUGAGCAGGAGAAGUUGGAGAAACUUGCACGCAAGGGUCCCAAACCAGAGGAGCAAGCAGCAAGUGGUGCUAAACCAUCUGCCACUGAGAGCAAAUUAAGCGACGAUGCAUCGUCAACUUCAACAUCAAGGGUCUCAACCGACAAGUAUCGCAAUUAUGCCGUUCUCUCUGGUUUUAUAACUGCAGUUGCUGCAUUCGGGUGGUACCUCAAAUCAAGUAGCAAGAAACCAGAGGAGGUCCAGGACUGAGUGCCGUUGGUGCUCUUCUCAGGGCAUUCUUCACUUCUCUCUCUCUCUCUCUCUGUGGACUUACUAGAACAGCAAACUGUUUCUGAUGCUCUCUACAUUUUGGUACCCAAGUUUCUUUGUUCCAUUUUCCAGUUUCUGAUGGACUCUGUUUGAUUUUCCCAGUUUUCAUUUUUCCUGUUACUGGGACCUGGAAUCUAUGUCAUUUUUGGUACGAGGUAUGACAAGAAUGAAAGUUUUGUUGCGCUUCCUGUACAUUCCUUGACUGUUAUUUUCAUAAGCAUUCCAUGCUCGGCAUUGA
Molecule: messenger RNA, 817 nt
Organism: Amborella trichopoda
Lineage: Eukaryota; Viridiplantae; Streptophyta; Magnoliopsida; Amborellales; Amborellaceae
Product: copper ion binding protein
Cellular component (GO): respiratory chain complex I
Source: RefSeq, a predicted model, not a curated record